Messenger RNA from Dicentrarchus labrax (European seabass), 2918 nucleotides. It is a transcript of the gene larp6a, whose product is annotated as La ribonucleoprotein 6, translational regulator a. The transcript is spliced from 3 exons. Gene Ontology annotation, biological process: RNA processing. The coding region runs from base 1 to 2079 and encodes 692 amino acids. NCBI's taxonomy places the organism in Eukaryota, Metazoa, Chordata, Actinopteri, Moronidae. Gene Ontology annotation, molecular function: mRNA binding. Gene Ontology annotation, cellular component: nucleus. The record is from RefSeq and is a predicted model, not a curated record.
AUGCACGCCUUAGUGAACGCCUUCAUGCGCUGCCUCUCCUUCCUCUUGCCUCCCUCUUGGCUUUGUGUCAGCUUUUGCUUGUGGGUUGGGAAUGACUGCGAAGAGACGCUGCCGCGGCCCAAUCCCAGAGCUCGUUUCAAAAGCAGAAAGCCUCUUACAUAUGAGGAAGUAGCAGCAGUAGCAGCAGCAGCAGCAGCAGCAGUAGAAGCCCAACGAGGCUCCAGCCCGUCGGUCUCACCAGGUCCAGGCUGCGUCUCGCCGGCUGCUACAAGCCCCGUUGCUCCUCAGGGCCCUCCAUCGGGUCGGAUCUGGAUCGGGGGUCUCUGGCGAGCCGUGGAGCGCGUCUUCGGAGCCCCCUGGGUCCUUCUCCGCCAUCACUGGUGCCCGAAGAAACGUCGAGCAGCUUUACGCACCCCGUAUCCUGUCUGUGCCUUCGAGUCGAGCGCGAUUAAAAGCUUCCAGGGAGGCGCUGCUGCUGCUGCUACGACCGAGGGAGGCAGGGGAGCGGGUGGAGGCACCUUGGCUGAUUUGAGGAACAUGAGUGGGUCCGUGGGGAUCCCCAGUCCGAACCCAGCGGAGUGCGCCUCGGAUGCGUCAGCGGAGCGGGGCAUCGAUGAGGUAAUCACCGUGGAUCAGCUCACGCAGGAGAUGGGGACGGUGACGAUAACAGUGGCCAUUCAAGCGGCGGAGGACGAGGAACCAGAGGAAGUGUCAUCCAAUAAUAUUGACUUCCUCGGAGGCAGCUGUAGUGAGGACGAAAUCGGAAGACAUGACAAAUCAAGCGGUGCCGGGACCAGCGGAGGAGAGCUGGAGGAGGAGAGCUGGCAGCCCCCGGAUCCAGAACUCAUCCAGAAGUUGGUCACGCAGAUCGAGUACUACCUGUCUGAUGAGAACCUGGAGCAUGAUGCCUUCCUGCUCAAACACGUCAGACGCAACAAACUCGGGUUUGUCAGCGUCAAGUUGCUCACUUCAUUCAAAAAGGUGAAACACUUGACUCGCGACUGGAGAACGACUGCUUAUGCUCUGAGACACUCAAAGAUACUUGAGCUGAACGAUGAGGGGCGCAAGGUGCGGCGUAAAUCUGCAGUCCCAGUCUUUGCCAGCGAGUCGUUGCCCAGUCGCAUGCUGCUGUUAAGUGAUUUGCAGAGGUGGCCAGAGCUGGCUGCUCUCACUAAAGAUAAUGGCGGCAGCGAGGGAGGAGCCCCUCAGCAGGAGCAGCUGAUGAAGCUGUUGCUGAAAGCGUUCGGAACAUACGGCGCCAUCGCCUCUGUCAGAGUCCUGAAACCCGGGAAGGACCUGCCGGCUGACCUGAAGAGGCUGAGCGGCCGCUACACUCAGCUAGGCACUGAGGAAUGUGCCAUUGUGGAGUUUGAGGAGGUGGAGGCUGCUGUUAAAGCAAAUGAAGCUGUGGGGAGCGAGGAUGGAGGGGCCAGUUCGUUGGGGUUGAAAGUAGUCCUGAUUGGCACCAAGCCGCCCAAGAAGAAGGUACCCAAAGAAAGGCCGCGUGAGGAGGGAGGCAUGCGCAAAAGUCGCUCGCUCAACAGUAGAGUACGAGAGCUUCAGUAUCACGGGGACGAUUCGGCCUGCAGCUCCUCAGACACUGAGAGCAACCCUACGUCCCCUAGGCUGGCCAGAAAGUCCCAGUCCUGCAAUAAGCUCAGCCCCACCACUGCAGGCAUCAGCUUCCAGAACAAUCACCUAAGUCCUGGUAUGUCCCCGCGUAACAGUCCCUGGUCUAGCCCCCGUGCCAGCCCCUGUUCUCAGCGCAAGUCUCCCCAUUCUCAUAAGUCUCCCUUAGCCAGCGAGGGCAGACUGAGUCCUGAGGCUGGGCGUCGCUGGGCAGACUACUCCUCAGACAGUAGCCUCACUCCUUCAGGGAGCCCAUGGGUUCAGCGGCGCAAGCAGGUGGCAUCUCAGGAGAGCAGUCCGGUCGGCAGCCCGAUGAUGGGCAGAAAGAUCCAGAAUGCCGAUGGCCUGCCGCCGGGCGUAAUGAGGCUGCCGCGGGGUCCCGAUGGAACCCGGGGCUUUCACUGUGUCACUAUUAGUGAGCGGGGAAAGACUGCCGCCACUCAGACUUGAUAUGUGGAGCAUCCUUAUGCAUUCCUUAUCCCCCAGAAAUAAAGAUAGAUUGGAAAUUUGAGCAGUUCUUGGCCAUGUCGCUCAGCCCCCACCCCACAUUUGAGACUGUGUAGAUAUAUUUUUGUUGAGUGCAUCAGUUUUCAGUCUUUGUUUAUAUUUUUAUACGAUGUUUUGAGUUACCAUGGUAACAUUAGUGAUUUACUAAUGGAAAUUUGAGUGAAUGUAAAUUGAUAUUCCUUUUGAAAUGGACCAUGUCACCUCCAUUGCUGUCUAAACUUGUUCUACAUUGGGCGGGUUGGAGAGGGAGUUCCACUUCCUUUUUUUUUUCUUCUUUUUUUUAUUGAAAAGCGUCCUCUGUCUUGUGUGUAAAAGCUCACAACAUUGUCUGUGGAUGUUGUAUAAAUGUGUACGUGGCAUAGGCACAUGGACUUGAUAGAGAUAUCACCAUAUGCCUUUUCUGUAUUUGUCUACUGUGAGUUCCAUUUUUACAUGCUGUUUAAGCUGAGGCCAUAAUCACUCCACUGCCAUAAAGGUUGGACAGUUAAACUGGGACAUGAUAUUUUUUUAGUUUUUAUUUUGCCUUUUUUAAUUUCAGUAUUUCCUUUGGCACUUAGUUGGGAGUGUUCUAGCCCUUUUAAGUGUUAAUUUGUUCGACAGGUAGCUGCUUUAUUUAUUUUUUUAGCUUUGAAUUUCUUUUUCUUGGCAUAUCUGUUUCCAUCAGUCUAAGCGCACAGUGAGGUUUGAGGGAUCAGGUCAGGAAGGAUAAAUGCUCUUACAUCUGAGCUGGGGUAUUUGUACAGUGCGAUUCCUAUUGUACAAAUAAAUCACUAAAAUUGCAA